Poecilia reticulata (guppy) is the source of this 1132-nucleotide messenger RNA. NCBI's taxonomy places the organism in Eukaryota, Metazoa, Chordata, Actinopteri, Cyprinodontiformes, Poeciliidae. The record is from RefSeq and is a predicted model, not a curated record.
ACCAUUUCUGAUAGAAACUAAACAAAUUAGGUUUUAUGAGAGAUCUUUUGAUUAAGUCAUUCUUCUUGACGUUUCUAAACUCUGUCAAGGUUUUUUUUUUCUUUCUUUUUUGGGAUGGUGGAAACUAAACAUAUGUUCCCUCUUAGGAUAAACCACAAAUAAAGCAGUUCAAAUGAUGGCAGAACACGGAAAACCUUGUGAACCUCAGGAAGCUACAUUUUGCAUGAAUGAAGCGUCAUGUCAUAAAUUACCAGCUAUGGAGACACUCUCCUGCAUCUGCAGAGAAAAUUACAAAGGAAUCAGAUGUGAGGAGUACCACCUCCCUAGUUCUUCUCAGGAUGGAUACGAUGGAGGAUUAUUAGCUGCCAUCAUCGUUGUAGCAAUCAUCGGCUUGGUGGUGCUGGCUGUUAUCAUUUACCAUGUUCAAAAGAUGGUAAAAGGGAAGGAAAAACUAAACCAAAAGAACGAUGCCGAUCAGAUGAGGAAGUUACAAGUAUGAGCUCUACUGCCUACAUGUACAUGUUUGUGCAUGUGUAUGUAAUGUAAAAAUAUAUUAUUUAAUUUUGUUGCAGUCAAUACAGUAAUUUAGAGCAAGAUUCUGCGUAUUUUAAUGUGAUGAAAACAUAUACGAGGUUUGGAAUAAGAAUUAGAGGUUGGGAAAUGAAGAACUUGUUACAUGUUAGUAUAUCUGUUUAAAUGUGCGUUUAAAUGUGCAAUUAAGACAACCAAAUCCUAAGUUGUGAAAUAUCUGUUUUAAAAAACCCAUUGUAAAUGGAUGUUUUUUUUUUUUAAAGUGGCUUAAUUGAAAAAAAAAUGUAAAUAUUUAAUUACAUGCAGAUUUUUACUUUAGAGACAUUUUAUUCAUACAACUCUGUUUCUGUCACACAAACCAACCUUUUACAGUCUUUUGCUGAAUGCAAUCAAUCUCUAUUGAAAGUUUUGUCUGUUAUUAAGCCUUAAUGUGUUUUUGGUGUAAACCAUAGUUGCCUCUGGAUGCAUCUCGACUGGACAUAGUGAUCUCACUUCCCAGAAAGCUCUUUGUAAUUUCACCCGCGGCUUUCCCAAAGCUGGAAAUGCGAGAACAAAUGCAGAAAAAGGAAAAAAGAAAUAAAUAUAGAUUGUGGACAGAUAA